AUGUCUCUACCACUGAAGGCCAAAGUCUCGAUCCGCGAUAAUUGGGAAAAGCCCGAAUGUCGUGCUCAAGAGUCUAUGAAAAAGCUGAAAGACGUGCUCGGUCUUGAAGUUUACUGUGAGCCUCAAUGGCAAAUUCUUGUAUCCGAGCUAGAGAGCUUUUGGGAAGAUAAGGGCGAGCUGGUUUCUUCAGUGGCAUCCUUCAUUCAUAUCUGGCUUGAAGCACUCACCGAGUUGCUUGAUGAUGAAGCUCAUGAGACCUGGACGGACACUGUCCUUACGAAUAUCAGAGACCUGACUUCGAGGUUGAACUUGACAGUUGAGGUAUCAGAGAAUCAACGACCAUCAACCAAGUGGUCUGCUGCACAACUUGGGUUCAUUCUGUAUAUUCCCAAAGAUGUAACUCGCCAGCCAGCUCAGUACUUCGGUCUGUUCAAGGAACAGCUUCUUCAGUGCUUCGAAGAAAAUCGACCAUCCAAAACGUUGCCCAUACACUCCACCACGGGUGAUGAAUGGGCGGAUGUUGCAGCAGAAGAUGGAGAAGAAGAGCCUGCGAAACCUUCACAAACAGGCAAAAAAGCACCAGCUAUUGAUUAUCUCCCAGACCCCAACACUAUGCCGAAGCCUAGUGCACUUUUCCAGCAAGCUCCCUAUCAUCUCUUUGUGUACUCGAGCUUAAACAGGAGCCAGAAGAUUGAAAUUGAAUGUAGCCACAGCCAAACUUUGGAAGUUUUAGCCGAGUACUUGAAAAAGUGGACAAAGACCAACGUCAAUCGUGUCGACAAGCCUCCUGCGGUGGAGAUCACACUCAACCACGCCGCCUCGGGCUUUGGACUCGAGUGUGAUAAACUCACGCUGCACUGCGAGAACAGAUACGGGCCAAUCUACAACAUAUCUGCUGCCGCAAUUUUGAAUUUGGUUGAGGGAGUGUUUGGGUAUGAAAGAGUCUAUGGCGAUUCCACUUCAUGGCACUACCGACGAGACACACCGUUCAAGAAGCGAUAG
Messenger RNA from Fusarium subglutinans, 1002 nucleotides. Its product is annotated as cytochrome family 51 (sterol 14-demethylase). NCBI's taxonomy places the organism in Eukaryota, Fungi, Ascomycota, Sordariomycetes, Hypocreales, Nectriaceae. The record is from RefSeq and is a predicted model, not a curated record. Bases 1 to 1002 code for a protein of 333 amino acids. The transcript has 4 exons.